AUGCACAAACAGUUAUCGGAUAGGUGACCGUAUAGGAGGCGAUUCGCGCGGGGUUCGCCCCAGGGGGUUUAGUUUGUCAAAAUGAACGUGCUCGGUUGGGUCACGAUGCCCGAGUGGCUGAUUUUCGGAGUGACAGCCCUCGUUCUCCUCUACAAGUACAUAACAAGAUACAGGAAUUACUGGAAACAACAAGGCAUCCCAUUUGAAGAGUUUUCCUUCAUUCGUCCGUUCCUAAAUGCUUAUAAGCCUAUCCACCUGCAGGACGAGGAGCGCUACAAGAAAUACGGAAAGUUAUUCGGGACAUUCGAAGGCGGUAAACCUCUGCUUAUGUUAUCAGACGUGGAGUUAAUGAAGCAUGUGCUCGUCAAAGACUUUCCUUCACUUCCACAGAGAAGGCCGUUCCCUUUCCACGACGAUCUUUUGGACAGCAUGCUGGCAUUCGUAGCACCGAAACGCUGGAAGACAUUGAGGGCAGCCUGUAGUCCAGCCUUUUCAGCAGCCAAACUGAGAAACGCACAUGCAGCGAUGCAGAGCUGCGCCAAAGUUGCCUGUGAAAACUUAGCGAAGGCUGCAGAGUCCAGUCAUGAAAUGGACAUAAAAAAUUUCUUCGGCUACUAUACCAUAGAUGUAAUAGCCCGAUGUGCCUUUGGAACCGUCGUCGACUCCUACAAUGACAAAAGGAACGAGUUUGUGCAGGCUGCCAGAGACGUCUUCGGUGGCGACAUAACGCUACGCAAGUUCCUAUUCGUUCACUUUCCGUCCGUGCUGAACGCACUGAAAAUCCCACAUAGCGACACGAAGAUAUUCCACUGCUUGAAGGAUAUCGCUUCAGCAAUGAUGCACGAAAGGCGGCGAACCGGAACGCGACGUGAAGAUUUUCUACAGAUGAUGAUAGACGCUCAAGAAGGGACGCUUUCAACCACGACAGAGAAAGAAGAUACAUCCCAAAAAGAAUUUCAUCUGGACGACGACAUGAAGUUCGAAAGCGUGUCGAAAGGAAUCACUGAAGACGAAGCUCUGGCACAAUGCGUUAUCUUCCUCUUCGCGGGUCUGGACACUACGUCCAUGGCACUCGCCUUCGCAGCCUAUCUGUUGACCAUCAAUCCCGACGCUCAGGAAAGGCUUCGAGCUGAAAUCGAUGAAUGCUUCGAGAAACACGGAACCGAACCAUCACUGGAUGUCGUCAACAAGCUGCAGUACCUUAACGGCGUUGUGUCAGAAAGCUUGCGGAUGUAUCCAGUUGUAAACCGGAUUGAACGACUGGCUCACGUGGACUACACCCUCGGGGACAGCGGUGUGACGGUGCCAAAAGGAUGCUUGAUUGUUGCUCCGGCGUAUUCCAUCCAUCAUGACCCUGAGAACUUCCCGGAUCCUUACAAGUUUGAUCCCACCAGGUUCAUUGGAGAAAAUCUGUCGUCGAUCCGACCGUACACGUACCUGCCAUUCGGAGCCGGUCCCCUCAACUGCAUCGGCAGCAAACUUGCACUUCAUGCCUUGAAGCUGUGCCUUCUGCACGUUUUACACAGAGUGGAAUUUGUGCGAACAGCAAACACUAAGGUACCCAUCGAGUUCUGUGCUGGAUUUACAACUGUGACUACAGCGAACAUUACAAUCGGCAUUCGAAAACGACUGGCUUAAACCACAGGAAUGUUUCUGCUGCGAAAUUUGGGUAUCAUAGCGGCAGCAGGAAUGUGUGCACAUAUAUAUUCGUAAUAAAUGACCAAGUACCUACGGAA
This is a messenger RNA of Ornithodoros turicata, 1736 nucleotides long. Its product is annotated as cytochrome P450 3A8-like. The record is from RefSeq and is a predicted model, not a curated record. The transcript is spliced from 14 exons. Lineage: Eukaryota; Metazoa; Arthropoda; Arachnida; Ixodida; Argasidae. Gene Ontology annotation, molecular function: heme binding; iron ion binding; oxidoreductase activity, acting on paired donors, with incorporation or reduction of molecular oxygen. Bases 82 to 1638 code for a protein of 518 amino acids.